Messenger RNA from Microdochium trichocladiopsis, 1131 nucleotides. Its product is annotated as D-isomer specific 2-hydroxyacid dehydrogenase. Lineage: Eukaryota; Fungi; Ascomycota; Sordariomycetes; Xylariales; Microdochiaceae. Bases 9 to 773 code for a protein of 254 amino acids. Gene Ontology annotation, molecular function: NAD binding. The transcript has a single exon. The record is from RefSeq and is a predicted model, not a curated record.
GCCCCGGGAUGAUGGGCAAGAGCUCGCGGGUCAUGAAUCAGGGUGUUCUGCAUCGUCGUGGUGGUGGUGGUGGUGAUGGUGGUGGCUCCGCCGCGAGAGGAUGGGAGGGCGAUGAUGGGGACGUCAUGCUGCCGCCGCGCACAUGCGAGGCCGAAGUCCUGGGCAUCAUCGGGUACGGCGGCGUGGGCAAGAAGGUUGAAAUGCUGGCCAAGGCAUUGGGGAUGAAGGUCCUGAUCUCGGGGAGGAAGGGCGGCGGCGACGAUACAGCCGCAGCAGCAACCACCACCACCACCUCUCCUCCUCCUCAUACUCCAGGCCAGCAGCCAGAGCGGACCCCCUUCACGACCUUGCUGCGCACGGCGUCAGUGGUGGUCCUCUGCUGCCCGCGCUCCCCCGAGACCAUCAACCUCAUCUCGGCGCCCGAGCUCGCCCUCAUGCCCCCUCACGCGCUGCUCAUCAACGUCUCGCGGGGAGGCGUGGUCGACGAGCCCGCCCUGCUCGAGGCCCUGCAGGCCAAACGCAUCGCGGGCGCCGCGACCGACGUCUUCCUCACGGAGCCGGCCACCCCGGACAACAGCGUGCUGCUGCUGGGUGAGGACAAGACCCGGGAUUUGAAUCUGCUCACGACGCCCCACGUCGCGUGGUACGCGGAGGAGACGAUCAAGGCGUACAAUAGGGCGCUGCAGGAUAAUCUGCGGGGGUGGCUGGGGAAGGAGGGGAGGCCCAAGUACCCUGUCGUCUGGUAUGGGAAAGACUCGGCGGAGCAGGAGUGAGCUGAGCUUGGGGUUAGGCAAGAGAGAGAGGAAGCAUAGCGACUUCUGACUGGAAAGGGCAGGCGAUGGAGAACAGAAGGCUAGCGGGAAACGUCAGCAUUCAAGUACCUAGCAUGCAUGAUUCGUGUGUUGUGGUAGAGCCACGGCCUCAACAGUGGUUUACAAAGGCUUCGGAAGACACAAAGAACCAUCCGGGCACACAAGACAAGGGGUGCUAAAAAUAGAGUUGGCGCCAAGAAUUGCCCGAUGCAAGGUACAAUAACCUUCUCGGGUUUUAGACAAUAUGGCCAUGAUCAUCGUAUCUAUUGUUUCUCUUUUAUUUUAUUUUAUUUCGUUCUUGGCUCUUCCUUUGUUCUUG